Molecule: messenger RNA, 1484 nt
Organism: Plutella xylostella (diamondback moth)
Lineage: Eukaryota; Metazoa; Arthropoda; Insecta; Lepidoptera; Plutellidae
Gene: Or85e
Product: Odorant receptor 85e
Biological process (GO): detection of chemical stimulus involved in sensory perception of smell; sensory perception of smell
Cellular component (GO): plasma membrane
Molecular function (GO): olfactory receptor activity; odorant binding
Source: RefSeq, a predicted model, not a curated record
AUGUUUAAACCGAAAGAAAAGACCAGUACGAUUAACAAUGACCGAAUCCUUAACUACACCCACUAUUCGGAGUUACCCCUGAAGUUAGUAGGCUGUUGGGAUUGGUUCCCAGACGCCGUUGACAUGGAAAAGAUAAUCGCUAAUUACGUUUAUCUAUGCCUCGUGAUUUUCGUUUUAAUCAAUGUAACGGCUAUGCUUAUGGUCAGCCUGUAUUCCGAAUGGGUAGAUAUCAUGUCCAGCUUAGACAUGUUAGCAGAUUCCCUACCGUAUGUCGCAUCAGUAUUAGUGGUGGCAUAUUUUGCGGUGUACCGGGCGGAGUUGUAUGAGUUGAACGAUUUCAUGAAUAAGAAUUUCAAGUUCCAUUCGGCGCGUGGUUUGACAAAUAUGACGAUGUUGAAAAGUUAUAAAAUGGCGAAGAGUUUUGCGUACACCUACACGGUUUGCUCGCUGUGCAGUUCUACUAUGUAUGCUGUGGUGCCCAUGAUCAUUCAUUGGUGGACAAGGACUCCGGUGCAAGGCUGGUUCUUCAUGGAUGUGUCCAGAUCACCGUUUUUGGAGAUCUCCUUUCUUCGACAGAUAUUGUCACAAAUAUUUUUGGGCCUCGCUUUGGGUCAGCUUGGAGUAUUCUUCGCUUCGAAUUCGAUUCUACUCUGUGGUCAGUUGGACCUAAUCUGUUGCAGCGCGCGAAACGCCCGUUUUACCGCGCUUUUACAAAAUGGCGUCAAACACGCUUCCUUGGUUUCCCAAUACCACGACAUCUUGAAGGAUGAGGAGCACAAUUACAUUUACAACACGUCCGAAAUGGUGGAUUCCAUUUACCAUUACGAUGAGAAAGUGACUAACGAAUUUUCGCGAAUUGACUUUGACAUCUACAGCGCCACCCACGACGCCCACACCGCAGCAGCCCUCACAGCAGUGGCGCGACAGGGGCAGGUGGCAGCCGCCUACAAGCGCCGCUUCGAGCGGUUCGCGUCGCCGCUGCUCGUGCUGCGAGUCGUGCAGGUCACCCUGUAUCUGUGCACGCUGCUGUAUGCCGCCAGUCGGAAAUUGGACACCAUGACUGUUGAGUAUCUCUUGGCUGUGUCACUGGAUAUCUUCAUCUAUUGCUACUACGGGAACCAGAUAAUAAUACAGGCAGACCGGGUAUCCACGGCUGCCUACCAGAGCUCCUGGCAUACGAUGGGGCUCAAACCUCGGCGCUUGCUACUCAACAUACUAUUGGCUAACAAAAGACAAAUGAUAGUGCGUGCUGGCGGGUUCCUGCCGAUGGAUUUGAGGACCUAUGUUAAUAUAAUUAAGACGUCCUUUUCUUACUACACUCUCCUUGUCAAUGUAAAUGAGCACAAAUAGAUAAGUAUAUAAUAGGUAUUAUAAUAGUGUCAAGCUUUCAGAAAUGAGUAGAUACUUUAUAGAUAAAUGACCAAUCAUUAUACAAUUUGUAGCAAACCAAUAGAGCACAAAACAUAUUGAAAUAAAAGAUGAUA